Branchiostoma belcheri (Belcher's lancelet) is the source of this 1137-nucleotide messenger RNA. RefSeq lists its product as uncharacterized. The transcript has 5 exons. NCBI's taxonomy places the organism in Eukaryota, Metazoa, Chordata, Leptocardii, Amphioxiformes, Branchiostomatidae. The coding region runs from base 1 to 1137 and encodes 378 amino acids. The record is from RefSeq and is a predicted model, not a curated record.
AUGCCAAAGGCAAAGAGGACCGCGGGGAAAGAUAAGGGAAAACAGCCAAUGCCGAUGUCCAAAAGGACAAGGCAGAGGGCGGAGGAAUCGUCUGCAAGUGACAAGAGUGAGACAGAGGAGAUGAAGACGACACUAGUUGAGCAGCAGACUACACAGAAGGGUGUCACAGAAGAACAAGACGAGCAGAUCGCCUCCUUCAUAGAAAGCCACCCGGCGUUUUAUGACAUUACCACCGCGGACUACAAAAAUAAGGUGAAGAAGGAGAGUUGGUUGAAGGAUGUUUCUUCUACAAUUGGACUGACGCCUAAACAGGUCAUGACAAGGUUUCAAACGAUGCGAACCGAUUAUUUCAAACUGAAGAGAAAGGUGGCUGGGAAGUCUGGCCAAGGCCAGACAAAACUCACCCCUCUGCAGGACUUCAAACUGCGACGAUACGCAUUCCUGGAUGCACACUACAGAGGAAAAGUGGCUUCAAGGGAACUUGGAUCGGUUCCGCAGGUAGUUGUGAGUUCAGGCGACGACGACGACGUUGAAUUCAUCCCGGAUCAUACUACGGGGACAACUUCUGACCGCAACGUCCAUGGCGGCUGUGUCACACCACCAAAGAAGAAGAAAAAGAAGGACAUGACCGAGGUCCUCGUCGAACUACUGACUGACUCCCAAAAGGAGCUCCGGCAAUCACAAGUCACUUUAGCACAGGCUGCAGGUACUAGUGGCGAAGACGAACGGGUCUGCUGGGCACAGUGGCUUGCCAGUCUACAGAAGGACAUCCCCUCAGAGAAGUGGAGGGCGUACCAGAAGGAUACUUUCGCUGUGGCCAUGCGGUACACUACAGGGGAGGAUCAGCAGCAGCCGACUCAGCCUGCUAUAACCCAACUUCAGCCACUUCAGCAGCACCAGGUGAUUCAGCAACAACAACCUGUACAGUACAUGGCGGUACCCUAUGGCUUCGGUGCUCCAGGACAGCAGCAACUGGCUACUUUUAGAUCGGCUCAGCCACUUGUAUCCGCUACCCUGCCUACCGCUACCCCUACCGCUUCCACUUCCGCUACCAUGUCACCACUGAGGGCAGCAAUGGUCACUCUACAGAAUGCCGGCCAAGUGGAGAGCGAGAAGGAAGAGACCGCUGAAGAUUAG